Molecule: messenger RNA, 1672 nt
Organism: Centrocercus urophasianus (Greater sage-grouse)
Lineage: Eukaryota; Metazoa; Chordata; Aves; Galliformes; Phasianidae
Gene: LRRC75B
Product: leucine rich repeat containing 75B
Exons: 4
Coding region: 1-1011 (336 amino acids)
Source: RefSeq, a predicted model, not a curated record
AUGGGCUCCCGGUUGAGCCGGCAGAGCAGCCUGGAGGAUGAGAGCUCCGGGGCCGAGGAACCCUCCGGCCGUGCCGACUUCCACCUCUCUUCGUUGUUGCUAAAUCCGCAGAAGCUGCCCGGGGUGCUGCGGAAAGCCUCGCCCGCUCCCUACGUGCGGAGGGUGGGGUGGCUGCGGGAGAUUCAGGCCACCAUCCGAGAACACAAGCGGGAGCACGCCGUGCACAUCCUCAGGCUGCUCAGGAAGGACCUGGGACUGGAAGGAACAUUCCUCAAUGAAGUCCUCUACAAAAAUGCAACCUUCCUCAACUUGGUGGAUCCCAUCUCCCAUGACCUGCUGAUGAGCCUUGCUAGGGACCUGCAGUGUCCCAAAAAGGAAUACGACCCCUGGAAGUCCUCAGAUAGGAUCUGCAGGCAGCUAAUCUACCACCUGACCCCACACUCCAAAUGGCACCGGCAUGGCAUGCCCCGCAGGAAGUCCCAAAUGUGCCUGAAGAACAGCCUGCAGAAGAAGGUGAGCCAGGGCUCCAUGGAUCUGUCUGGGAUCCCUCUGACCAUGCGGGACGUGCACCGCAUGGCGUACUACCUUCAGAACAACGGGGACCACCUCACCUCCGUGGACCUGAGCUUCACCGAGCUGAACGACGACAUGGUGCGCCUGCUGCUGCCCUUCCUCUGGGCGCUGCCCAAGCUCACCCACCUUUCCCUCAACGGCAACCGACUGACGCGAGCAACCAUGAAGGAGCUGACUGACACCAUGAAGGACAUGAACAAGUUCCCUUGCCUGGCUUGGGUAGACCUCGGCAACAACGUGGAUGUCUCAUCCAUGCCGCAGCCUUUGCUCGUGGGCCUGCGCAAGCGUCUCAGCCAGCAGACCACGCUGCCAACCAUUUAUGAGGCUCUCGACUGUGACCCAGAGAUCCCCAGUGGGCAGGAGGGCGGCCGGCCGGAGGGCGAGGAAGCAGGGAGCACCCCACGGCUUGCUGUCCCUCAGCAGGGCUGUGAGAGGUGACUGGACAACGAGCCGGCUCUGGCACACUUGAAGCCGCCCCGAGGAGCAGUUCUGAGUCCAAACGCCAAGCAGAGGGCCAGCUUGACCGGCUUCCUUCAGCACUUCUCUCUCACCUUCCCUGACAUCUCCCUCCAGUUUGCUGUGAGACAAAGCCUGUUGUUCCCCAAAAUGUGCUCUGCUCCCUCCCCUCGCUGCCGAACCCAUCGCCCACAUUACGGAGAGGAACUUACAGCAAAGCUGGUCCCCAGGCUGGGCUUUACUGGAAGACCUGUCGGAGUCAACCAUUUCUUCCAGCAGCCAUUGGGUUGAGGGAAAGUGAUGGGGGAAACUUAAAACAGAAACAGGCUUGCAGUUUACUUCCUUUCCUUCUUUUCCUAGGCACCUUGGAAAGCUUGGGACCUGCAGUCUUGAGUGUGAAAGGAGGUACCCCAAGAGCCUAGCUGUUGUGGAGCUUCGUUGAAAGGCUCAGAGGCCAGAGCUGGAGCCCGGCAGUGUCUCCCUCUUGUGUCUGGCUCUUUUUGUUUUGCUCUUUUUUUUCCCCCCCCAUUGUGUGUUUUGUAUUAAUGUCUGAACAAAGGGACUUGGUCAGAGACCAUCGGAUUGCAUAGGCUGGGGCAGACACAUGGCUUGGAACUGCAGCAUCAGGAUAUUUGUUGUGUGA